AUGGCUGAUGCAAGAAACGUUAAUGAGGAUGAUGACACGACUCGUCAAGAAGCCUUUAACCGUAGGGUCACGGAGGUGGCGGAAGGGGUUAUGCAAGCCCAUCUUCCACGAUUAGCUCAAGAGGUAGAAAUCCGGGUUUUGGGAGUCGUGGAUGCUAUGAUGACUAGUAAGAUCGAGGAAUUGAAAGAACUGAUUGAAGGGUCUAGAAGUAAAGGCAAGGAACGACGAUACAUGUACAAAGACUUCAUGGCGUGCAAUCCUGCAACAUAUGAUGGUAAUAUUGAUCCGAUCGCAUUCCAAAGAUGGAUUUCGAAUAUAGAAGCGGUAUUUAUACGAAAUCGAUGUGAUAAGGAAGAUCAGGUGAUGUUCGCUACUGGCCAACUCACUCUUCAAGCAAAAGAUUGGUGGGAUGCGUAUAGCAAGGAAAUAGGGGAAGACAGACUCCAAUUAAUGACCUGGCAAGAAUUUAAGGAGCCCUUUAUGAGAUACCAUUGUCCUCAGUCGGCUAUUGAUAAGAUUCAGGAGGAUUUCUUGCGCCUUCGACAGAAAAAUGAGUCAAUAAAUGAGAUAUCAAAUAUCUUCAUGGAUAAGAUGAAGUUUUGCGGAGAUUUUGUGAAGACUGAAAGGAUGAAGAUCAAUCGUUUCUACGGGAGACAAGAAGAACGCGGUGAAAAGAGAUCAAGUGAAAAGGGUGCAAGUUCGGGUCCAUCUAAAAAGGGAAAGUUUCAAGACCAAGGGAGGAAGGAAAAAUCGAAGGGUGGAAUUACUCCUUGUAAGACUUGUGGAAAACUCCAUACUGGAGAGUGCCUGUUAGGCAAAAAGGGGUGCUACAAAUGCGGUAAGGAGGGGCAUUCAUCUUAUCAAUGCCCAAAUAACCCGAAGACUUGUUUCAAUUGUUUUGAAAGGGGACACAUUAAAUCAGAAUGCCCAAAACUUCAGCAAGAAUCGAAAAAGGAAGAUAAGAAGCAAGAGGGUUCUAAGACUAAAGGAAGGAUGUUCCAAAUCACAUCCGAAGAAACCAAGUCCCAUCCGAAUGUGGUCUCAGGUAUCUUUCUAUUGAACUCUAUACCGGUUUAUGUUUUAUUUGAUACCGGAGCCACUAUGUCGUUUAUUUCAAACGAAAUUGUACAACAUCCUCCAUUUAAGGUUGAACGAAUGUCGAUACCCUUAGAAGUAGAAAUAGCCGAUAGCAAAAAUUAUUUGUUGCACGAAAUAUGUAGGAGUUGUAUAUUAACCAUCAAAGAUGAGGAGUUUGACAUCGAUCUUAUAUCUAUGAUUUUGGGGGAAUUUAAAGUAAUAGUGGGUAUGGAUUGGAUGUCCCAAAACCACGCGGAGAUAAGUUGUGAGACCAAAACAAUACUUAUCCAAUCUCCAAGUGGAAGGCGAUUAAAUAUACAAGGCGAAAGAAAGGUGGAAGCGGAGCUAUGUACCCUUGUUCAAGCCAUUAAGUAUGUGCUCAAUGGGAGUAGGACAUAUUUAGAUUAUGUGGUAGAUACUCAACAAGGUUCCCCGAAACUUGAAGAUGUCGAAAUUGGGAACGAAUUUCCUGAUGUAUUUCCGGAAGAAUUGCCGGGGCUCCCUCCCGAGCGAGAAGUAGAGUUUUGA
Messenger RNA from Helianthus annuus (common sunflower), 1605 nucleotides. RefSeq lists its product as uncharacterized. Lineage: Eukaryota; Viridiplantae; Streptophyta; Magnoliopsida; Asterales; Asteraceae. The record is from RefSeq and is a predicted model, not a curated record. The coding region runs from base 1 to 1605 and encodes 534 amino acids. Gene Ontology annotation, molecular function: zinc ion binding; nucleic acid binding; aspartic-type endopeptidase activity. The transcript is spliced from 2 exons. Gene Ontology annotation, biological process: proteolysis.